UUAGGGCCCCUUCUCAUAUUCCUUCUAAUCCAGACAAGCCAGGCGGAAUCAUGUGAGUCUAGCUGCAUGAGGGGUUCAGGUACUUCUCGCUAUUUUUCAGCCUUUACUUAUAUGCCUGCAACCUGCUACCGGGGAAAGGAACCGACAACCUGUACGUAUGACCAGAAAACCUAUUGGGUCUCUGACCUUGUGACAGCCAAACGAGGUAUUGCCCCUUGCAACAUCUACCCCAGGUCUGGAAAAGUUUGCUGGACCUAUCUGGGUCAUGUCGGCCUCUCCGAUGGGGGGGGGGUCCAGGACCAGGCUAGCCGCAAGCACAUUAAAACAGCGGUCAUUGACCUGACUAAACGACUCCCACCCCCCAACAACCUGGUCUAUAAGGGCAUUAAUCUCGGUAGCAUCCAAAAAUCCCCUGCCACUGAACAACUGACAGUGGCCCUCCUAAACUCUAGUUACAACCUAUGGCGAAAUGUGUCGAAAAACGGUGACAGCGACUGCUGGAUCUGUUUCCCUUUUUCAACACGUUCUAACAUUGUAGGGAUACCCCUCCCUAUGGAAUGGCCACUCCCCAACUCCACGACCGCAAAUAGUACGGUUCAUAUUGGCCCCAUUGGGGAAAACAUACCUAUUAUUAAUGUGUCCUCCCCCCUUACCACCACAGCUGCCAACAUUACUAACUCCUCUCUCCCGUAUUGUACUCCCUCGGGAAUAUUUCUCUCAUGCCCUCAGGGAAUCUAUCGCUGCCUGACCACUAAUGACUCUCUGGGCUGUAUAUUCAUCCUACUAUCUCCUUCUACCACCAUUUACUCUGAAUCCCAGCUGCUGUCCAUCCUAUUCCCCCAACACCGUGGAGAAAGGGCCGUCUUCCUCCCAUUCAUAAUAGGGGCAGGAGUAGCCAUAGGGGUGGCAACUGGAACAGCAGGGAUAGGGACUUCCAUAGACUUUUAUUACAAACUCUCCCAGGCCCUGAAUGAUGAUAUGGAACGGGUUGCUGACUCCCUCACAGCCCUACAGACGCAAGUCACCAGCCUGGCAUCCUUAGCUCUACAGAACCGACGGGCCUUAGACCUUCUGACCGCCGAAAAAGGGGGGACCUGCCUAUUCUUAAAUGAAGAAUGUUGUUACUUUGUUAACCAAUCAGGUAUAGUUACUUCCAAGAUCAAAGAACUCAGGGAUCGGAUCCAAGCACGGCGGCGAGACACGUCCUCCUGGGGCCUGGACCCCUACAACUGGGGUCGCCUACAAGAACUUGCCCGAGUGUCUGUCAAUCAACUCCUCCUCCAGCCCUACUCUCCCCUGCCCACUUCCGACUACCCCUAUGACGACGCCCCCUGUCAGCAGGAAGUAGCCAGAACCGAGUCGACGCCCCUGACACCAUUAUAUUAAGCAAAAGGUCGGAAUGUUGGGCUGGCAGGAAGGGCUACU
This is a messenger RNA of Neogale vison (American mink), 1425 nucleotides long. Its product is annotated as syncytin-1-like. The transcript is spliced from 2 exons. Bases 67 to 1386 code for a protein of 439 amino acids. The record is from RefSeq and is a predicted model, not a curated record. NCBI's taxonomy places the organism in Eukaryota, Metazoa, Chordata, Mammalia, Carnivora, Mustelidae.